Molecule: messenger RNA, 1701 nt
Organism: Penicillium bovifimosum
Lineage: Eukaryota; Fungi; Ascomycota; Eurotiomycetes; Eurotiales; Aspergillaceae
Exons: 10
Coding region: 1-1701 (566 amino acids)
Biological process (GO): transmembrane transport
Cellular component (GO): membrane
Molecular function (GO): transmembrane transporter activity
Source: RefSeq, a predicted model, not a curated record
AUGUUCAGCGCAAUUUCUGAGCGUAGGAAAGCCAUUGAGGCAGAAGGUGUCUAUAUCGGCGGAUUUGGAUUCAAUGGCGCCGUGAUGCCGACAAAGACUGCUGAUGGCAAACAUGAUUCCACCGAGGACCGGAUCGAACAGUUCAAUGCUGCUCAGCAAGACUGGACACCACAGGAAGAAGCAAAGCUCUUGCGAAAGCUGGACCUUCGGAUCCUGCUACCUUGCUGUAUUAUCUACUUUGUUGCAUACCUCGACCGAGCGAACUUGGGAAAUGUGAAAAUCUUACAAUCCAAAACCCCGGACUCAAUUUCCUCGUCGCUAAAUCUGAAGGGAGUCGAUUUCAAUUGGGCUGUUUCAAUCUCAUAUUUCACCGUCACUGCGUUGCUCAUCCCGUCAACGUUGGUUUUUAAGAAGUAUUCGGCUAAGAUAUAUUUCCCGACCAUCAUGAUCUUAUGGGGCGCUGUUGUCAUGGCCAUUGCAGGCGUUAAAUCGAGCGCCGGUCUGCUCGUAGCACGCUUUUUUCUUGGUAUUCCAGAGUCAGGUGUCGUGCCAUGCUGCGUGCUAUAUUUCAGCUUCUGGUACCGUCCUCGAGAGCGUGCCUGGAGACUCGCUGUAUUCCAUGCAUUCAAUGCACUAGCAGGCGCAGUCUCGGCGUUUUUUGCGGCAGCUAUUGAUCAUCUCAACAACCGGGGCGGCCUGAAAUCCUGGCAGUGGGUGUUCAUCAUCGAGGGUGCUAUCCCGGUCGUCCUCGCAUUUCCUGUAUACCUCCUCCUUUUGACAUUUCCCGAAACUUCCAAAGCUCUGUCCGAGAGAGAACGCUACAUUUCAAUCAACCGCUUUGGCCGGGGCGCUACCCGUUCAACUGAUGUAACAUGGGAUACGUCGGCCUUCAUUCGUAUUAUGACGCGGCCAUCUACCUACUGCUUCUUUGUCUCCUACAUUUGUGUGACAAUUAUCGCCGUCUCGCAAGCGACUUUUCUGCCGUCGAUUUUCCACAAUUUCAUGAGUUUCUCAACAACCAAAUCCAACCUCUACACGGCUGCAAUGGAACUUUCAAUCAUACCUUUGUACCUAAUAUGGUCACUGCACAGCGAUUGGGUCAGAGAGCGCACAUGGCAUUUCAUCUUGCCCUGCAUAGCGAGCAUCCCUUGUUACGCUGUUUGGACCCACUUCUCCUUCAACGCAGAUACCACGUCUAUCAAACCGAUCAGUUUAUACGGCGUCUCACUCCUCGGCAAAGGGAUCGUGAUAUCGCAGCCAAUCAUUCUCAGCUUCCGCUCAUCGACUCUAUACGGUGCUGCCGAACAAGCAGUCGGUACAUCCGCCGCUGUUGCGAGCUUGUCGAUUGCGAGUAUCAUCGCCCCACAGAUUUUCCCGGAUAGCGAUGGACCGCUCUACCAGCGCGGUUUCAUCGCCUGUCUUGCACUGGAAGUAGUUGCCGUUCUAUCAUACUGCUGCAUUCCUAUGCUUUUGCUUUGGGAAGCCGAAAGCCGGAAGAAGAAGACCGGCCAUGUCAUGCCUCUCAGAGCCAUCCUUGAUGCCGAGAAUGCACAGGUCUCCGAGGCUACCAUUGCUCGGCUCCAUGCUAUUCAGGCAGAAGAAGAACAGGCGCAUUACCUUGAGAAAGCUAAGUUCAAGGGAAGCAGUGUGGAACAUGUGGAUCUUGGAGACGGGUCCGACGUAGUGGGUAAACUCGAAUAG